Molecule: messenger RNA, 1986 nt
Organism: Ochotona princeps (American pika)
Lineage: Eukaryota; Metazoa; Chordata; Mammalia; Lagomorpha; Ochotonidae
Gene: RXRA
Product: retinoid X receptor alpha
Exons: 10
Coding region: 196-1578 (460 amino acids)
Biological process (GO): positive regulation of transcription by RNA polymerase II; anatomical structure development; negative regulation of transcription by RNA polymerase II
Cellular component (GO): nucleus; RNA polymerase II transcription regulator complex
Molecular function (GO): retinoic acid-responsive element binding; nuclear steroid receptor activity; nuclear receptor activity
Source: RefSeq, a predicted model, not a curated record
CACACACACACACACACACACACACACACGCACAAGUAGUUUACAUUGUUGCCCGACUUUUGCAACAACUCGCCGCGUCGCGGCCUCCGCGCGCCGCCGCCGCCGCCGGCUCCCCGCGCCCGGGCCCCGGCCGGCUGCCCGGGCCGCCGCCACCCGCCGCCACCCGCCGCGGCUGGGCAUGAGUUAGUCGCAGACAUGGACACCAAACAUUUCCUGCCGCUCGACUUCUCCAGCCCGGUGACCUCCUCGCCCCUCAACUCCCCGACGGGCCGGGGCUCCAUGGCCGCGCCCUCCCUGCACCCCUCCCUGGGGCCGGGCCUGGGCUCGGCGCUCGGCUCUGCUGGGCAGCUACACUCACCCAUCAACGGCAUGGGCCCGCCCUUCUCGGUCAUCAGUCCUCCCGUGGGCCCCCACUCCAUGUCCGUGCCCACCACGCCCACCCUGGGCUUUGGCACUGGUAGCCCCCAGCUCAACUCGCCCAUGAACCCUGUCAGCAGCAGUGAGGACAUCAAGCCCCCACUAGGCCUCAAUGGCGUCCUCAAAGUCCCCACCCACCCCUCGGGAAACAUGGCGUCUUUUACGAAGCACAUCUGUGCCAUCUGCGGAGACCGCUCCUCAGGCAAGCACUAUGGCGUGUACAGCUGCGAAGGCUGCAAAGGCUUCUUCAAGCGGACAGUGCGCAAGGACCUGACCUACACGUGCCGCGACAACAAGGACUGCCUGAUUGACAAGCGGCAGCGGAACCGGUGCCAGUACUGCCGCUACCAGAAGUGCCUGGCCAUGGGCAUGAAGCGGGAAGCCGUGCAGGAGGAGCGGCAGCGAGGCAAGGACCGGAAUGAGAGUGAGGUGGAGUCCACCAGCAGCGCCAACGAGGACAUGCCCGUGGAGAAGAUCCUGGAGGCCGAGCUGGCCGUGGAGCCCAAGACCGAGACGUACGUGGAGGCGAACAUGGGGCUGAACCCCAGCUCGCCCAACGAUCCGGUCACCAACAUCUGCCAGGCAGCCGAUAAGCAGCUCUUCACGCUCGUGGAGUGGGCCAAGCGGGUCCCACACUUCUCCGAGCUGCCCCUCGAUGACCAGGUCAUCCUACUGCGGGCAGGUUGGAAUGAGCUGCUCAUCGCCUCCUUCUCGCACCGGUCCAUCGCUGUGAAGGACGGGAUCCUGCUGGCCACGGGGCUGCACGUGCACCGUAACAGCGCCCACAGCGCAGGGGUGGGCGCCAUCUUCGACAGGGUGCUGACGGAGCUGGUGUCUAAGAUGAGGGACAUGCAGAUGGACAAGACAGAGCUGGGCUGCCUGCGCGCCAUCGUCCUCUUCAAUCCCGACUCCAAGGGCCUGUCCAACCCGGCGGAGGUGGAGGCACUGAGGGAGAAGGUGUAUGCGUCACUGGAGGCUUACUGCAAACACAAGUACCCGGAGCAGCCCGGCAGGUUUGCCAAGCUGCUCCUGCGCCUGCCGGCCCUGCGCUCCAUCGGGCUCAAGUGCCUGGAGCACCUCUUCUUCUUCAAGCUGAUUGGGGACACACCCAUCGACACCUUCCUCAUGGAGAUGCUGGAGGCGCCGCACCAGAUGACCUAGGCCGCCGCCAGCCCGGCCCUCGCGCCUGGCCCGCCUGGACGCCAGCCGCCCUGCUCAGCCCGAGCCUGUCCCUGCCAGCCCGCGUGGACCUCCGCGGCGGUGCCCUUGGCGUGUCGGCCCAGCUUGCCUGUGGCCCAGGAUGGUGGCCGGAGAGGCGAGAACUGGCCUGAGGCCCAGCCGUUGCUGCCAGCCCCAGGGUCUGGGCAGCUUGUGGGGUCACAGGGUCGGGGAGCCGGGGGCCAGUGUCUCUCGCUUUGCCGCUGGUGUCCGACGUCGCUGGGGUCUGCUCCCCACCUUGGGGCGGGGGCCUGGUCUUGGCCGACUCAGAGCACGGAUCCCCGCCAGGUGUGAGGAGGAGGGGCACGUGGUGGCAGGUGUGCCUGGUGGAAACGGCCGCCCACCCCACCC